Messenger RNA from Vanessa tameamea, 1007 nucleotides. Its product is annotated as fas-associated death domain protein-like. Lineage: Eukaryota; Metazoa; Arthropoda; Insecta; Lepidoptera; Nymphalidae. The transcript has 2 exons. The coding region runs from base 61 to 741 and encodes 226 amino acids. The record is from RefSeq and is a predicted model, not a curated record. Gene Ontology annotation, biological process: signal transduction; regulation of apoptotic process. Gene Ontology annotation, molecular function: protein binding.
UUCAUAAACAAGUAGGAAAUAAUAUAUGAAUGAGUUAAGAAUUUUCAUCUUUAUAUAAAAAUGACUUUAUCAGAAUUUACGAAAUUAAAGCAACAAAUUGUGUUUGAUGUAGGUAAAUGUGAAAACCAUAUUCAUAUACUUAAUAAAUUGAAAGAAUUCUAUAAAGAUGAUGUAGAUUCUGAUAGAAGAUUUGAACAAAUUAAUACAAUAGGGCAGUUAAUUAACAUAUUAGAAAUUAGGAAUGUUCUAUCGGAAGAUGAUGUCGGACCUUUAAAAGAAAUCGCUCGUAGAAUUAACAAUGACGAUCUUUUAGAAAGAAUAUGUGACUAUGAAGUUAAUCAUAUUUCAAAAGGAUAUAUUAAUCAAUAUGUUAUUGAGAAUAUACCAAUGACAUCUAUUAAGCAACAUAUGACAGAAAAUAAAGAAAGCUGUCUACAAAAUUAUCCUUUUGGUGCAUUGAGUCCAAAAAAAAUGCUUAGAAUUAGAGAAACAAUCAUAGAAGAAAUUGGAAGCUUUUGGCGUGACUUGGGAAGAAAUCUUAAAAUCCGGGAAUGUAAGAUAGAUGAAAUUGAUACUAAUUAUAAUAGUUUGCCAUCCAAGGCUUCACAAUUAAUGAACUUAUUUGAGUCUAGAGCUGAUAAACAAAGAUGGUUCUUUGUUUUAUGUGAAGCAUUAGAGAAAUCCCGUAGAAAAGACUUAAGUAAGACUCUGCAAGAAAUUAUGGCUAUGAAUAUAUCAUGACUUCAUUUCAUCUACUGUUUUCAAUAUAAUAAUAAAAGAAACCCUUCUUUUGCAUGUAUGCAUGCUUUUGAUAUAUUGGGAUAUAUAAAGUAAAUAUAUCAACUAAAUGUAACAUUUAGGUAUAAAAUGGUACAUGGUAAAGGUUAAUCCUUCAAUAAGAAAAUUUUAUCUAAGUUGUCAUCUACACAUGUACAACUUUUUAUGAAGUCAGUUCUGUAUGCCAUCGUAUUACAGAAAAUAUAAUACUAAAAGAUAUUAUGUACCAA